This is a messenger RNA of Eimeria maxima, 753 nucleotides long. RefSeq lists its product as hypothetical. The transcript is spliced from 3 exons. The record is from RefSeq and is a predicted model, not a curated record. The coding region runs from base 1 to 753 and encodes 250 amino acids. Lineage: Eukaryota; Apicomplexa; Conoidasida; Eucoccidiorida; Eimeriidae.
AUGCAUAGAGGAAGAGGAGAAGAAGAAGAAGAAGAAGAAGGAGAAGGAGAGGGAGUAGGGGAGGAGGAAGGGAGAGAAGAAGGAGAACGAGAAGGUAGAGAAGGAGAAGAAGAAAAAGGAGGAGGAGGAGGAGGAGAAGAAGAAGAAGAAGAAAUUAAUGACGAAGAAGACAAUGACGAAGGAGUUGAAGACGAAGGAAUUGAAGAGGAUGGAAUUAAAGAGGAAGGAGUUGAAGAGGAUGGAAUUGAAGAGGAUGGAAUUGAAGACGAUGGAAUUGAAGAGGAUGGAAUUGAAGAGGAGGGAAUUAAUGAAGAGGAUGGAAUUAAAGAGGACGGAAUUGAAGACGAAGGAAUUGAAGAGGAUGGAAUUGAAGAGGAGGGAAUUAAAGAGGAUGGAAUUGAAGACGAAGGAAUUGAAGACGAAGGAAUUAAAGAAGAGGGAGUUGAAGAGGACGGAAUUGAAGAGGAGGGAAUUGAAGAGGACGGAAUUGAAGAAGAGGGAAUUGAUGAAGACGAAGGAGUUGAAGAGGAGGGAAUUGAAGACGAAGGAAUUGAAGACGAAGGAGUUGAAGAGGAGGGAGUUGAAGAGGACGGAAUUGAAGAGGAAGGAAUUAAAGAGGAGGGAAUUGAAGAGGAGGGAAUUGAAGAAGAGGGAAUUGAAGAGGAGGGAAUUGAAGGAGUUGAAGAGGAUGGAGGUAAAGAGGAUGGAGAAGAAGAAGAAGAAGAAGAAGAAGAAGAAGAAGAAGAAUUAUAA